Pan troglodytes (chimpanzee) is the source of this 9797-nucleotide messenger RNA. RefSeq names its product sorbin and SH3 domain containing 1 (gene SORBS1). The transcript has 36 exons. Gene Ontology annotation, biological process: cell-substrate adhesion. Gene Ontology annotation, molecular function: protein binding. The record is from RefSeq and is a predicted model, not a curated record. Lineage: Eukaryota; Metazoa; Chordata; Mammalia; Primates; Hominidae. Bases 245 to 6511 code for a protein of 2088 amino acids. Gene Ontology annotation, cellular component: cytoplasm; nucleus; cell-substrate junction.
CGGAGUGUCGGUGAAGUCAGCGCUGAGUCCCAGAAAAACAGAGCGGGGCCAGCUGCAGCGUGUAGUGCGAGUGGGGCGGACGCGCGCAGCCCGCCCGCCCGGCGACCAGCAAGGAGUUGGCAUCCUUUGGAAGAGUUCGUGAAAGCUUUCUGCCCAGAGCUCCUGGACCAAUGCAUCUUCCCACCACCUUAAACCACUGAGCAGUUCAGAGCCCCAGUUGCAGACGACUUGUCCUGCCACCACCAUGAGUUCUGAAUGUGAUGGUGGUUCCAAAGCUGUGGUGAAUGGCUUGGCACCUGGCAGCAAUGGGCAAGACAAAGCAACUGCCAACCCUUUACGCGCACGCUCUAUUUCUGCUGUUAAAAUCAUUCCUGUGAAGACAGUGAAAAACGCCUCAGGCCUAGUUCUCCCUACAGACAUGGAUCCUACAAAAAUCUGCACUGGGAAGGGAGCGGUGACUCUCCGGGCCUCGUCUUCCUACAGGGAAACCCCAAGCAGUAGCCCUGCGAGCCCUCAGGAAACCCGGCAACACGAAAGCAAACCAGGUCUGGAGCCAGAGCCUUCUUCAGCAGAUGAGUGGAGGCUUUCUUCCAGUGCUGAUGCCAAUGGAAAUGCCCAGCCCUCUUCACUCGCUGCCAAGGGCUACAGAAGUGUGCAUCCCAACCUUCCUUCUGACAAGUCCCAGGUUCUCUCUCCCCCACGCCCUCCUCUCCCUCAAAAGGACCGCUUUGCAUGGCAGUCCCCCACCAUCCACAAUACCUAUAAGGAUUCCCUCUACCUGAGCUCACCAAAGCCUUAUGUCCCACUCGGCACCCCCAGCCAGCAGAACCCCUCACAACCCCAGCCCAUCUCCGUCCUCCUGGCAGCUGGAUCGGCUCCCAAAGGUGUGGUGCGCCCUGGUUCCUUGCUUCCGGACUCCACGUUCCCCAGUGCUUCAUCCCAACCCCAGCAGCGCUAUGCAGCCACCAGGACAGUUUAUCAUAAGAAUGUGAGCUCUAACCCAUGUCAUGAGGCAGUUGGGAUUAAAAAGGUCAGCAGCUUAUAUGUACCUUGUUUAUCCAAUAACAUUUGCCUGGCGGCGUCAGAAAACUCCUCUCGUGUUGCACGUGACCCUGCCGAAGGCACUCCCUCGGAGGCUGCGGGCACCCGAGCACCGGCUCCCGGCCUUGUCUCCCGCACAGCCGGCACAGGAAAACCACCCCCUGCUCCUCCUCCUGACCCUCCCAAGCUAUUCUUUGACAUCCGUAAAGAUGCCGUUAACCGUGGCGAGAGUCCUUCCCUGGGGACUCAGGCUUCGUUCCCAGAUGUGAGACCACCUGUGCUAGGCCCCCGGGUUACCUCUGAUCCCGAAAACCGGAAGAGCAAAGAAUCUUACCUUUUGCAGCCGAGUUAUCCAGCCAAGGAUGCCACUUCCUCCAGUGCAGCCCAGCCGGAGGUAAUAGUUGUCCCUCUCUACCUGGUUAAUACUGACAGAGGGCAAGAAGGCACUGCCAGACCUCCAACACCUCUGGGGCCUCUUGGCUGCGUCCCCACAAUCCCAGCGACUGCCUCUGCCGCCUCACCUCUGACCUUCCCGACUCUAGAUGAUUUCAUUCCCCCUCAUCUGCAGAGGUGGCCCCACCACAGCCAGCCAGCCCGCGCCUCUGGCUCCUUUGCCCCCAUUAGCCAGACGCCACCAUCCUUCUCACCACCACCUCCGCUGGUCCCUCCUGCCCCGGAGGACCUCCGCAGAGUCUCGGAGCCUGACCUCACGGGAGCUGUUUCGAGUACCGAUUCCAGUCCUCUACUAAAUGAAGUUUCUUCUUCCCUUAUUGGAACUGAUUCCCAAGCCUUUCCACCAGUUAGCAAGCCUUCAUCCGCCUAUCCCUCCACAACGAUUGUCAAUCCUACUAUUGUGCUCUUGCAACACAAUCGAGAACAGCAAAAACGACUCAGUAGCCUUUCAGAUCCUGUCUCAGAAAGAAGAGUGGGAGAGCAGGACUCAGCACCAACCCAGGAAAAACCCACCUCACCUGGCAAGGCUGCUGAAAAAAGAGCAAAGGAUGACAGUAGGCGGGCGGUGAAGAGCACUCAGGACUUAAGCGAUGUUUCCAUGGAUGAAGUGGGCAUCCCACUCCGGAACACUGAGAGAUCAAAAGACUGGUACAAGACUAUGUUUAAACAGAUCCACAAACUGAACAGAGACACUCCUGAAGAAAACCCUUAUUUCCCUACGUACAAAUUCCCUGAACUUCCUGAAAUCCAGCAAACUUCCGAAGAGGACAAUCCUUACACUCCCACCUACCAGUUUCCUGCAUCUACUCCUAGUCCUAAAUCUGAAGAUGAUGAUUCAGAUCUGUACUCUCCCAGAUACUCGUUUUCUGAAGACACAAAAUCUCCCCUUUCUGUGCCUCGCUCAAAAAGUGAGAUGAGCUACAUUGAUGGUGAGAAGGUAGUCAAGAGGUCGGCCACACUACCCCUCCCAGCCCGCUCUUCCUCACUGAAGUCAAGCUCAGAAAGAAAUGACUGGGAACCCCCAGAUAAGAAAGUAGAUACAAGAAAAUAUCGUGCAGAGCCCAAAAGCAUUUACGAAUAUCAGCCGGGCAAGUCUUCCGUUCUGACCAACGAAAAGAUGAGUCGGGAUAUAAGCCCAGAAGAGAUAGAUUUAAAGAAUGAACCUUGGUAUAAAUUCUUUUCGGAAUUGGAGUUUGGGAAACCGCCUCCCAAAAAGAUAUGGGAUUAUACUCCUGGAGACUGCUCUAUCCUUCCUAGAGAGGAUAGAAAGACUAAUCUAGACAAAGAUCUCAGCCUCUGCCAGACAGAGUUAGAGGCAGAUUUAGAAAAAAUGGAGACGCUUAAUAAAGCACCCAGUGCAAACGUGCCACAGAGCUCAGCCAUCAGCCCUACUCCGGAAAUUUCUUCAGAGACUCCUGGAUAUAUAUAUUCUUCCAACUUCCAUGCAGUGAAGAGGGAAUCAGACGGGGCUCCUGGGGAUCUCACUAGCUUGGAGAAUGAGAGACAAAUUUAUAAAAGUGUCUUGGAAGGUGGUGACAUCCCUCUUCAGGGCCUGAGUGGGCUCAAGCGACCAUCCAGCUCUGCUUCCACUAAAGUGGAUCGUAAAGGUGGGAAUGCUCACAUGAUUUCUUCAUCUUCAGUCCAUAGCCGAACGUUUAACACUAGCAAUGCGUUAGGCCCUGUGUGUAAGCACAAGAAGCCCCUGUCAGCUGCGAAGGCCUGCAUUUCGGAAAUCCUUCCUUCCAAAUUCAAACCCAGGCUCUCUGCUCCCAGCGCUCUUUUGCAGGAACAGAAGAGUAUCCUCUUGCCCUCAGAGAAGGCUCAAAGCUGUGAGAACCUUUGUGUUUCUGGUUCUUUAAAUGAUUCCAAAAGAGGCCUCCCCCUCCAAGUGGGAGGGAGCAUUGAGAACCUGCUCAUGCGCUCCCGACGGGAUUAUGACAGCAAGUCGAGCAGUACCAUGAGCCUCCAGGAGUACAGCACCAGCGGCAGGAGGCCCUGUCCUCUCUCAAGAAAGGCUGGGAUGCAGUUCACCAUGCUUUAUCGGGACAUGCACCAGAUCAACCGAUCUGGCCUCUUCCUGGGCUCCAUCUCCUCCUCCUCGAGUGUGCGGGAUCUUGCCUCCCACUUUGAAAAGAGUAGCCUGGCAUUGUCCAGGGGUGAGCUGGGCCCCAGCCAGGAGGGCUCGGAACACAUCCCCAAGCACACCGUCUCUUCCCGCAUCACCGCUUUUGAGCAGCUGAUUCAGCGGUCCCGUUCCAUGCCAUCCCUGGACCUGUCCGGAAGGCUGAGCAAGUCUCCCACACCUGUGCUGUCCCGGGGCAGCCUGACCUCAGCCCGCUCGGCCGAGUCCCUACUUGAGUCAACCAAGCUCCGUCCCAAGGAGAUGGAUGGGAUGAACUCCAGUGGGGUCUAUGCUUCCCCAACAUGUAGCAAUAUGGCACACCAUGCCUUGAGCUUCAGGGGCCUUGUGCCUUCUGAGCCUCUCUCCACCUGCUCUGAUGACGUGGACCGCUGUUCAAAUAUCUCCACUGACAGCAGAGAAGGCAGUGGCGGCAGUGUUCAUGGAGAUUUCCCCAAACAUCGCCUCAACAAGUGCAAGGGCACCUGCCCGGCCUCAUACACCCGCUUCACCACCAUCCGGAAGCAUGAGCAGCAGCAGACCUCUAGACAGCCUGAGUGGCGCCUGGAUGCCAGAGGGGACAAGAGCACCCUCCUCAGGAACAUCUACCUAAUGAGCCCCCUUCCUUUCCGGCUGAAAAAGCCCCUCCACCACCACCCCAGACAACCUUCCCCUGGUGACUCCUCAGGCCUCCUGGUGGGCCAGAAGCCAGACCUCCCCAGUCAGCCCCAUCAGGACCAGCCCCCUUCUGGGGGGAAGCCCGUGGUUCCCACACGCCUGUCUUCCCGACACACCAUGGCCAGGCUUAGCUGCAGCUCAGAGCCCUCUCAGGAGAGACUCACGGCCCUGGAGGACUACCCAAGGGCCAUUAAUAAUGGAAACUCCGUGCCAUACUCAGACCACAGCCUGGACAGGAACAACAACCCACAAAGUGAACUGGCACCAUCCCGUGGAGAUUCAGAAUCGCCAAGACAUUUUAUACCAGCUGAUUACUUGGAAUCCACGGAAGAAUUUAUUCGAAGACGUCAUGAUGAUAAAGAGAAACUUUUAGCGGACCAGAGACGACUUAAGCGCGAGCAAGAAGAGGCUGAUAUUGCAGCUCGACGCCACACAGGCGUCAUUCCGACGCACCAUCAGUUUAUCACUAAUGAGCGCUUUGGGGACCUCCUCAAUAUAGACGAUACUGCAAAAAGGAAAUCUGGGUCAGAGAUGAGACCUGCCAGAGCCAAAUUUGACUUUAAAGCUCAGACACUAAAGGAGCUUCCUCUGCAGAAGGGAGAUAUUGUUUACAUUUAUAAGCAAAUUGAUCAGAACUGGUAUGAAGGAGAACACCACGGCCGGGUGGGAAUCUUCCCACGCACCUACAUCGAGCUCCUUCCUCCUGCUGAGAAGGCACAGCCCAAAAAGUUGACACCAGUGCAGGUUUUGGAAUAUGGAGAAGCUAUUGCUAAGUUUAACUUUAAUGGUGAUACACAAGUAGAAAUGUCCUUCAGAAAGGGUGAGAGGAUCACACUGCUCCGGCAGGUAGAUGAGAACUGGUACGAAGGGAGGAUCCCGGGGACAUCCCGACAAGGCAUCUUCCCCAUCACCUACGUGGAUGUGAUCAAGCGACCACUGGUGAAAAACCCUGUGGAUUACAUGGACCUGCCUUUCUCCUCCUCCCCAAGUCGCAGUGCCACUGCAAGCCCACAGUUUUCCAGUCACAGCAAGCUCAUCACGCCAGCCCCCUCAUCUCUGCCCCACUCCCGCCGAGCCCUGUCCCCCGAGAUGCACGCUGUCACCUCUGAGUGGAUCUCACUGACGGUGGGGGUCCCAGGCAGGCGUUCUCUGGCCCUGACCCCACCCUUGCCUCCUCUGCCAGAGGCUUCUAUCUAUAACACUGACCACCUCGCCUUGUCACCGAGGGCCAGUCCCUCCCUGUCUCUCAGCCUCCCCCAUUUGAGUUGGUCAGAUCGUCCCUCCCCACGAUCAGUAGCUUCUCCACUGGCCCUACCUUCCCCACACAAAACCUACUCCCUAGCACCCACUUCCCAGGCCUCCCUUCACAUGAAUGGAGACGGUGGUGUCCACACGCCAUCUUCAGGCAUCCACCAAGAUAGCUUCUUGCAGCUGCCGUUGGGGAGCUCUGAUAGUGUCAUCUCCCAGCUUAGUGAUGCCUUUAGCAGCCAGAGCAAGAGGCAGCCAUGGCGCGAAGAGAGUGGACAAUAUGAGAGGAAAGCAGAGAGGGGGGCAGGCGAAAGAGGCCCUGGUGGACCCAAGAUCUCUAAGAAGAGCUGCUUGAAGCCUUCAGACGUGGUCAGGUGCCUGAGUACUGAACAGAGACUCUCAGAUCUCAACACCCCUGAGGAGAGCCGGCCCGGCAAGCCCCUGGGUAGCGCUUUUCCAGGAAGUGAGGCUGAGCAGACAGAGCGGCAUAGAGGUGGCGAGCAGGCGGGGAGGAAAGCUGCUCGGAGAGGUGGGAGCCAGCUUUCUCAUCAUUCAUUGAGAGCAGGACCAGAUCUCACAGAAUCUGAAAAGAGCUAUGUGGAAGCGGUUUGCAAUGAGAUCAUAAACAUUGCCGAAAAAUCUGUUCAUUACUGCAGCACUGUUUCUCAUCCCCUUGACUUUCAUCACAAGGUAUCCCCUUCUGACAAUAAAUCAUCUUUAAUCAUUUCUCAGCAACCUCAAGCCCAGCAGCGAAGAGUCACCCCCGACAGGAGUCAAACCUCACAAGAUUUAUUUAGCUAUCAAGCAUUAUAUAGCUAUAUACCACAGAAUGAUGAUGAGCUGGAACUCCGCGAUGGAGAUAUCGUUGAUGUCAUGGAAAAAUGUGACGAUGGAUGGUUUGUUGGUACUUCAAGAAGGACAAGGCAGUUUGGUACUUUUCCAGGCAACUAUGUAAAACCUUUGUAUCUAUAAGAAGACUGAAAACCAUGGAGAUUAUUUUUAUUGGAGGAGGAAGCAUCAUUCAUGAACCGAUCUUUUUAGUUGAGUCAGUAGGAAAAUUAAUACAGUGGAUAAAGUAAGAAGCAAAAGACAGGGACAGAGAAGUGUUGUGUUUAAAACCCAAGCCUGUCUAAGGUUACUGUGUAUUAGACAGGGCCGAACUAGUGUGCUGAGCAAAAAGAAUUGAAGCAAAUUGUAUUUACUUAGCCGCUUCUGGGAGCCACUUAAGCCUUUCCCCUCCCCUCCACCUCUUGGGUAAUCUGACCUGAAGCAUAGUCCAGGAGCAGAGUUAGCCAGAAAUGCCUCCUGCUGCCCCAGCCUUAGAGAGCUCCCAUCUCAAUCAUUGAGCCUGAAGGCUUCAAGCCCAAGAAUGCAACAAGACCCCCAGCCUACAUUUCUCAGCUCCCCUGGAGCCAGCUGAUCCUGUAACGCUGCUGGAGGUCAGUCUGAGCUACCAAGACUGUCCCUAGACAAAGGUGGAGUCCCCCACACUGCCCAAGACCAAAUCCCUCACUCAACCUGCUGAGGUGUGGAUGGGGAAACGGAGGCAAAACUGAGGCACCUGAUGCAUUCAGCCUGCUGUGCAGCAGUGCCAUUGACUGCCCUGAUGUUCAGAGAGAAACGCACACAAGGUUUGCCCAUGAGAAUUCGGGAGCAGACGGCCAAGCAGAUAGGUUAUGUCUGUUUUCUGAGUGAUGAAGUCAGGAAGCCCUGUGGCUCUGGAGGCCACUUGUGGUUCAUUCUUUUCCCAUAUCCUUGGCUUUUAGAAAUGGUUACCUUCAGGACAGUGCAGCUGCAUUUAUCAGAGCACUAUUGCUAAGUUUUCUUUUCUGGCUUGUGUUUGUUUGGGACAGUUUAGAAUUGGGAGGCCUAUUCUCAUAGAACACCAAAAAUGAUGUUCAGUGAUUCAUUUAACAUACACCAAUGUACUCUGGCUGCUGGGGGGACAACCAUAAGCAAGACAUGCCCAGGGUUUGCCGUGGCUCCAGAUCUACUCCCUGUAGGAGUUCAAGGAUCACACAAACGGUAGUAACCAGGGUUGUGAAUCUGAGUACACCCUGGCAAGGCUUCUCUUCAGACUGAAGCAGCAAUUCUGCCACUACCAGCAGCAACCAGGACGUCUGUUCUUUGUGGGGGCCAGAUCCGAAGAGAGAGGCCCCUGUGACGCCCGGGCUGCUUGGUCACAACUCUGUCCAAUUCAAGGAUGUUUAUCGGCCUCUCUUAGAUCCUGAGUGAGACAAAUACAGAAAUGACCCAUUCCCUGCCCACCAGAAACUCAGAGGUGAUUGGGGAGACUGACACAGGAAAACGAACUUAAUCAAGAGAGACUGUGAUAUGUGCUAAGAAGGGUGCGAGGGAGGGAGAGAUGAAUUUUCCCUGGAGGGAUCCUAGAAAGCAUUGUCAUAUUGCCAUCUCCAUUAGCUCACUUUUAAACAACUAGGGUGCUGGAAGAACCUUUGUCUGAGGGUAGUUCAUAGCUGGAAAUACUUGGAAUAUUUUCCAGAGUCUCUAAACUCUCAUCUUCCCCCACAGAUACACAUCCAAGCUCACAAAUAGGAGUAGCAAUUCUAGGUGGUAGGGUUGUGUACGGAACCCCUGGCUGUCUGCAUAUAUCUCAGAAUUACCCCAGGACCACUGUCCCAAAGUCUAGAGUCUUUACAGGUAGGCAAAAUUUGUUUUCAAUGCCUGUGCCUCAGCUGCUGUCACAAAUACCCAUCUUAGGAUCCCAUCAGCUUCCCAUCCCCCACCAGACAGCCACAGUACCCUCACUUUCUCCCUAUUGUUCUUUCAAAUCCUGUUCUCAGGAAAGAAACUGCCACUAAUUCAUUCACACUAAGGUGUAAAUGGUUGAUAAUAGGAAUGAGUUACCUCUUCCCACAGACAUUUGUUUUUAAGUAUGACAGAGCAGGGCCUUAAUCCCAAGGGAAAAGGUUAUGGAACUGGAGGGGGUGAGCUUUCUGGGUAGAAGGAGACUUCCUGAAUGUCCUUAAAACCCAGUAAGAGUAAGGCCUGUUGUUUUGGAAGGUCUGCUCCACCAUCUAAGAGCACUGGUUUUUUUUGCUGUUGUUGUUGUUUUUUUACUGUCUCUGAGGGAAUAUAGUAAAAAUGCAUAUGCACGUGCAAUUUGCACGGCAGCAUUUCACCGAUUUUGGACUGUAUUGGCUAAUGUGUUUCCUGGUCUUUAGAUGCAAACCAUUAAUAACACUAUCUUAUCUCAUAGUUUUUUCAGGGGUGCUUCUUGAUUAGUAGGUAAUUUUGAACACCUCUUUAAAUACAGCUAGAAAAUAAAACCAAUUUGUAAAGCCACAUUUGCAUAUGAUGCCAGCCUCACGCAUUUGUAUAUCUCCAGAAAUUCAGGUAUGCCUCACCAAUUUGCCCGUCUUUAAUAAAAUCUUGUGUUAAAAUUUGCAUCACGUCGCCUUCCUAUGUAUGACGAAACAAGAAACAGAGAUUUCCAAUUGCUCUUUUGUCUUCAGACAUUUAGUAAUAUAAAGUACCUAUUUUUAUGCUGAAAUGUUUAUACAGGUUUAUUAAUAGCAAGUGCAACUAACUGGCGGCAUGCCUUGCAACACAUUUUGAUAUAUUAGCCAUGCUUCCGGGUAAAGGCAAGCCCCAAACUCCUUAUCUUUUGCAGUCUCUCUGGGAUCAGUAAAAGAAAAAAAAAAUAAUGUGCUUAAGAAGUGGGACUGUAAAUAUGUAUAUUUAACUUUGUAUAGCCCAUGUACCUACCUUGUAUAGAAAAAUAAUUUUAAAAAUUUGAGUGGAAGGGGGUAAAGGAAGUCAUGAAGUUUUUUUUGCAUUUUUAUUUAAAUGAAGGAAUUCCAAAUAACUCAUCUACAGAUUUUUAGCACAAAAAUAGCCAUUGUAAAGUGUUAAAAUUUACGAUAAGUAUUCUAUUGGGGAGGAAAGGUAACUAUGAUCUCAGUUACAGUUUUUUUUUCCUUUUUAAUUUCAUUAUUUUGGGUUUUUGGUUUUUGCAGUCCUAUUUAUCUGCAGUCGUAUUAAGUCCUAUUGCUAGAAUAGGUUACUACAAAAAAGAUUAUAUUCUGAAAGAAAAAUAACUGACAUUAUAUAUAACCAAUUAAUUUAAAGUAUUGCCAUUUAAAUUACACACUGAGAGCAUGUCCUAUGCAGACAUAGAUUUUUCUGUUCAUUUAUUUUUCUUCAUUGCAGUGGAUUGAUUUGAUAAAUAGAUGUGUUGAAUUACUACAUUUGCUGUACAUAUUAUUUAAUAAACUUUAUUCAGAAUUGCGUGGCA